Molecule: messenger RNA, 3766 nt
Organism: Punctularia strigosozonata HHB-11173 SS5
Lineage: Eukaryota; Fungi; Basidiomycota; Agaricomycetes; Corticiales; Punctulariaceae
Product: pyruvate dehydrogenase
Exons: 15
Coding region: 10-1380 (456 amino acids)
Biological process (GO): pyruvate decarboxylation to acetyl-CoA
Cellular component (GO): pyruvate dehydrogenase complex
Molecular function (GO): dihydrolipoyllysine-residue acetyltransferase activity
Source: RefSeq, a predicted model, not a curated record
CUCCCUGCCAUGACCGCGCCAAGGCUCGCCCGCAUCCUCGCCAGGAACUUCCACGUCUCCGCGCGCCGCCAUGAACUCGCCAAGUUCGCGAUGCCCGCCAUGAGCCCUACCAUGACGGAAGGCGGCAUCGCCAACUGGAAGAAGAAGGAGGGCGAGUCCUUUGCUGCGGGAGAUGUACUCCUUGAGAUUGAAACCGACAAGGCGACGAUCGAUGUCGAGGCUCAGGAUGAUGGCAUUCUGGCCAAGAUAAUAAAACCAGACGGUUCCAAGGGUAUCGCGGUUGGCUCGCCCAUCGCCAUCCUCGCCGAGGAGGGCGAUGAUCUUUCCGGCGCUGAGGCGCUCGCCUCUGAGCCAGCCUCCCAACCUGCCAAGAAACCUGAGCCCCAGGCUGACAAGGGCUCGGAACCGUCAAAAGCCUCAGAUGAAUCCAAACCUGCGCAGCCCGACAGUCAGGCCGACCAUCAGGUCAAGUCACCUCUGCCCACACUCCCUCAAGGCGAACGCAUCUUUGCCUCGCCCAUCGCGAAGAAGAUUGCGCUCGAGCGUGGCAUACCCUUGGCUAAAGUCAAAGGCACUGGUCCCGACGGUCGCAUUAUCCGGGAAGACGUCGAAAAUUACAAACCAGAGGGAGCCACGACCGCUACGACCUCCACUCCUCAACCCCACGCGUCCUUGCCCGACUAUGAAGAUAUUCCGGUCACCAACAUGCGUCGAACCAUCGGCACGCGUUUGACUCAGUCAAAGCAGGACGUGCCCCAUUAUUAUCUUACUGUGGACAUUAACAUGGACAAGGUUCUCAAGCUCCGUCAGGUCUUCAACAAGGCUCUGUCAGAGAAGGAGGGUGGCGCCAAGCUGAGCGUUAACGAUUUCAUUGUGAAGGCGGUUGGCUGCGCGUUGGCGGAUGUACCGGAGGCAAACUCCGCGUGGUUGGGCGAAACCAUCCGCAUGUACAAGAAAGCCGAUAUCUCCGUCGCCGUCGCAACUCCCAAUGGCCUCAUCACGCCUAUCAUCAAAGACGUUGGGUCGAAGGGUCUUGCAUCCAUCUCUGCUGAAGCUAAGUCAUUGGCCAAGAAAGCGCGGGACGGCAAGUUGCAACCUCAGGAAUACCAAGGAGGAACUUUCACCAUUUCCAACCUCGGCAUGUACGACAUUUCCCACUUCACGGCUAUCAUCAACCCGCCGCAGUCCUGCAUCCUCGCUGUUGGUUCGACCUCACCGACCUUGGUACCUGCGCCGGAGGAGGAGCGUGGCUUCAAGACCGUAAACAUCAUGAAGGUCACUCUCAGUUCUGAUCACCGGACGGUGGAUGGUGCGGUCGGAGCACGUUGGCUCUCAGCUUUCAAAGGUUACUUGGAAAACCCUUUAACAUUUAUGCUCUGAGCGGCGUAGAACCCUACUCGUGUGGGAGGAAGUUUUGGUGGACGGUUGACCACUCCGUAUACUAUAUUCUCGCAAUGUGUCAGGGCUGCGUUUGCCCGUCUAUAGACUUUUACUAAUUUCCGACCUCUCAUGAUGCAAGCGGAUUGUCCGGUGGCUGUGUCCAGGUGUAGAACGUCAACUUGAAUAUCAGAUCCUUCGUUUUCUCGUUUCGAGCUGACAACACCCACUUUGCGAUGCCGAGCCAGCUUGGAAAGAUCUCACCCCUCAAGAGACCGGAUCGCCCUUACUUCGCGCUUGGGCUCGAAGGUUCCGCGAACAAACUAGGCGCAGGGAUUAUCAGACACGGGACGGACGGGACGACUGAGGUACUCUCUAACGUCAGGCAUACUUACGUUACCCCGCCCGGAGAAGGCUUUCAGCCCAGAGAUACCGCUUUGCAUCAUCGAGAGUGGGCAUUGAGAGUGAUCAACGAUGCCAUCACGAAAGGAGGCGUGUCCUUGCAUGACUUAGAUUGUAUUUGUUACACCAAAGGACCGGGUAUGGGCGCACCGUUACAAUCUGUCGCUUUGUUUGCACGCACGCUCUCUUUACUGUUCAAUAAGCCCUUGGUCGGAGUGAACCAUUGCAUUGGACAUAUCGAGAUGGGUCGCGAAAUCACCGGUGCCCAAAACCCGGUAGUGCUGUAUGUAUCCGGGGGAAAUACGCAAGUGAUCGCGUACUCGAGACAAUGUUACCGUAUUUUCGGAGAGACUCUCGAUAUUGCUGUGGGCAACUGUCUAGAUCGAUUUGCACGGGUGAUCAACCUCAGCAAUGAUCCUGCACCUGGGUAUAAUAUUGAGCAGGAAGCUAAGAAAGGCAAGCGCUUGCUACCUCUUCCUUACGCUACCAAGGGCAUGGAUAUCAGUCUCUCUGGAAUCUUGACCGCUACGGAAGCAUAUACGAAGGACAAGCGGUUCCGACCUAAUGGAUCUUCUGAAGGCGAAGAUGACGACAUUAUAAGACCCGCCGAUCUUUGCUUCUCGUUGCAGGAGACGGUCUACGCGAUGCUCGUCGAGAUCACCGAGCGAGCGAUGGCCCACAUCGGCAGCAAAGAGGUCUUGAUCGUAGGAGGCGUAGGAUGCAAUGAGCGAUUACAACAGAUGAUGGGCAUUAUGGCGAGCGAGCGUGGCGGCCAGGUUUUCGCCACGGACGAAAGAUUCUGCAUUGACAACGGUAUCAUGAUUGCGCAAGCUGGCCUCUUGAGUUAUCGCAUGGGCAACACGACGCCACUCGCUAAAAGUACCUGCACGCAAAGAUUCCGUACUGAUCAGGUUCACGUCGCUUGGCGCGCAUAGUUAGAUAGCAUAACGAUAGCCACACCUUUCGCGUUCGCCAGGCAAUCAAUCUCGCACCACGCUCUGCUCUAACAUUCGCCAUCCAGAGGGAUCGGACCUUCGUAUCUCCUCAGCCAAUGCAUCAAACUGCUUCCACCACCAUUCAUUUAGAAUCUGGUACUCGUCGCCCGUUUGUCGCCCAUGCCAUGGUUUAGUAUGGAGUAUAUAGUGCAAGCAUCGCACCUCAUCAUCUCUCCAUAGCGAUGCGUGGAUGACACGCAGUGUCUUCAGAGCAUUAUAGCAGUACGGCAACGGUUUCCAUCGUCCCUUGAAAAAUGCCGCUAAAAGAUCUUGAUCUGGGAAAGUGAAAAACGGCACAUCGGGCGAGGUAGCGAGGUAAUGUUGCAUGGAUUUGAACAGGUCCUCAGAUGGGUUGAGCACGACACAUCCGGAGUUCAGAAGACCAUAGGGCCGAGGAGAAUCUUCCAGUAUUUGAGGAGGGUUCUUCAAUCCCUCAGGAUGUUUGACAGAACUAUAUGCGCAGUUCUCUGGUGUCCAGUCCGGGGGGUAGUGAGCGAAUUUACGGGGGUUGCAAGCGCAGGCAUGCGCAGCCGCUAUCCAGUCUGCGGGAAGCUCCAGGUCCAUGAGUUCGUCCAUGUUCCUCAGGAUGAGCAUGUCCGAAUCCAGAAGGACUACUCGAUCGUAUUCUGUAAGCUCGAAUGCUCUCAGUUUUGUCCACGUAUCCGAAAAUCUGAUGUCCGCCGCCGACAAAGUAUGCACUCCAUCCUGGGGCUUCAUGGGCUGUAUCUCUCGCGUGCGGAUGUUGCGCCUAUGAAGUAGUUCCUUGAUAUCUACGGCUAGGGACGGUGUGGUCAUCACCACCAAUGGGUAUGCGGCCUUCACUUCUCGCAGACUGUGGUCCAGAACCAGAGUUCCGGCCAGAUAAUCCAAUUUCGUGAGCAACGUGACGAAUGCGGCUCUGGGAGUCAUGGUGCAGAUACCAGUCAAAGCGGUCGCAAACACGAGAGUGGGUGAUACGAAGCUGUCGGUGCAGGACGGUCGUCGUACAUGAA